AUGGUAGGACUGCUGCUGGGAUCUCUGGUGGGAGGAGCCAUCUCAGACCGGUUUGGGAAGCGACCGGUCCUUCUGGUCUGUGUCCUGGUCCACUCUCUCUGUGCUCUGAUCCCGGCUCUGGUGUCUCAGUCGCUGGUUUUCCUCAUGGUUCGAUGCGUCACAGGAAUCUGCUCCUGCAUCAUCAGUAACUGCUCCUUCAGCCUCGCGGUGGAGUGGACCCUGCCUCGCUCCCGCCUCUGGCCCCCCGCCGUGUUGCCCUUCUGCUUCAGUCUGGGGACCAUGGCUGGAGCCGCUGUGGCCUGGACCAGUCCCUCCUGGACCUGGCUCCACCUCGCCCUGGGCCUGCCGCAGGUUGCCUUCCUGCCCCUGGUCUUUUGGAUCCCAGAGUCUCCGCGGUGGCUACUGCUGAAGAAGAGGCUGGAUGUUCUGGAGCGUUACCGCGGCAACAGCAAGAAGGACAAACACUGUCUGGACAAGCUGCUGAACUCCGCCCUCUCGGAGCUGCAGAAAUCCACUGAAGCCAAAACCGAGAGCGACUCGGCUCACAAUGACAUCAUCAACAUGCGACACCCCACGGUCCUCAAGCGUCUCUUCAUCAUGAGCUUCAUCAGCGUGGUCUCUGCGCUGACAUACUAUGGGAUCUGUCUGAACCUGGGCUCCUUCGGGGUCUCGGUCCACUCGGCGUUGCUGGUCUCUGGUCUCACCGAGGCUCCAUGUCUCCUGGUCCCUCUGAUUCGACUGGGGAGACGACUUAGCACCAUCCUGGCCCUGUUGACCAGCGGAGUCGCCUGCAUCCUGUCCCUGCUGCUGUCCCACUACCACUGUGAGGCCGUGUGGGUCAUGACGUCUGCUCUCCUGGGAAAACUCUGCAUCCUUAUGGCCUCUCUGAUCUGCAACCUAUUCAGCAUUGAGCUCUUCCCCACCGUUAUCCGACAGCGCUGCGUCUCGUUUGUGAACCUCUGUUUUCGACUUGGCUCGCUCGCCAACGCCUUAGUCCUGCCUUCCUCAGAGGGAGCCAUCUCUUUGGGCGCCAUGUUGGUGUACAGCAGCGGACCAAUCACAGGCUGUGCACUGUGCCUGUUGCUCCCGGAGACGAGCGGCUCACCACUUCCUGAUUCUGUGCAUGACUGCGAACAACAAAACCAAAGAGACCAAAAAUGGGACAGGGCCCUCUGCUGUAGACGGAUCGGUGAAGAUAAAGACCAUUUCAACCAAAGAUCCUCUGGGACUGUUGCUCUGAGCUCCCACAAUGCAUCAGGGCCGAUAUGA
Molecule: messenger RNA, 1269 nt
Organism: Knipowitschia caucasica
Lineage: Eukaryota; Metazoa; Chordata; Actinopteri; Gobiiformes; Gobiidae
Source: the annotation of a GenBank genome assembly